AUGGCGAGUGAAGACAAACAAGUUGUUCAGCCAACAGGUGAUGAUGGAGGAGGAGCGGGAAGAGAAGGAAAUGCUGCUGAAGGGGGAAGUGUGCUGCAGCCUUUGAAUCCAGGAGUCCCCAUCCGAGGUAUCAAGAUGAAAUUUGCUGUGCUGACAGGACUGGUGGAAGUUGGUAAAGUGUCCAACAGAGAUAUAGUCGAAACUGUCUUUAAUCUGCUUGUUGGGGGCCGGUUUGACUUGGAAAUGAACUUUAUCAUCCAAGAAGGAGAGGGCAUCACCUGCAUGGUAGACUUGCUGGACAAGUGUGACAUCACCUGCCAGGCUGAGGUGUGGAGCAUGUUUACAGCAAUCUUGAAGAAAAGUAUACGCAAUCUACAAGCAUGCACAGAAGUGGGGCUCGUUGAACAAGUGCUCAAGAGGAUUGAUAGAGCUGACAACAUGAUUGCAGAUCUCUUAGUGGAUAUGCUGGGUGUGUUGGCUAGCUAUAACUUGACAGUUCGAGAGCUAAAGUUAUUCUUCAGCAAGCUUCAAGGAGAAAAAGGGAGAUGGCCACCACAUGCUGGGAAGUUAUUGUCUGUGUUAAAACACAUGCCUCAGAAGUAUGGACCUGAUGCCUUCUUCAACUUUCCAGGAAAAAGUGCUGCAGCUAUUGCCUUACCUCCUAUAGCCAAGUGGCCAUACCAGAAUGGGUUUACUUUCCACACUUGGCUAAGAAUGGAUCCUGUAAAUAAUAUCAAUGUGGAUAAGGAUAAGCCUUACUUAUAUUGUUUUCGAACAAACAAAGGACUUGGUUAUUCUGCUCACUUUGUUGGAGGCUGCUUGAUUGUAACGUCUAUAAAAUCAAAGGGAAAAGGUUUCCAGCACUGUGUAAAAUUUGAUUUCAAGCCACAAAAGUGGUAUAUGGUUACUAUAGUGCACAUCUACAACCGCUGGAAGAAUAGUGAACUUCGAUGUUACGUGAAUGGGGAACUGGCAUCUUAUGGAGAAAUAACAUGGUUUGUCAACACCAGUGAUACGUUUGACAAAUGUUUCCUGGGUUCUUCAGAAACAGCAGAUGCCAAUCGAGUGUUUUGUGGGCAAAUGACGUCCGUUUACCUUUUUAGUGAGGCUCUCAAUGCUGCUCAAAUCUUUGCCAUUUAUCAGCUUGGUCUGGGAUAUAAGGGAACAUUCAAAUUCAAGGCAGAAAGUGAUCUCUUCCUUGCUGAACAUCACAAAUUGUUAUUAUAUGAUGGCAAACUAUCCAGUGCUAUUGCUUUUAUGUACAAUCCAAGGGCUACAGAUGCACAGCUGUGUCUAGAGUCAUCCCCUAAGGAUAACCCUUCUAUUUUUGUUCAUUCACCACAUGCCCUCAUGCUGCAGGAUGUGAAAGCAGUCUUAACGCAUUCUAUCCAAAGUGCCCUGCACUCCAUUGGAGGCGUGCAGGUACUUUUCCCUCUCUUUGCACAGUUAGACUAUAGGCAAUAUUCAUCAGACCACAUUGACACGACUGUUUGUUCUACUUUAUUGGCUUUCAUCAUGGAGUUGUUGAAGAACUCCAUUGCUAUGCAAGAACAGAUGCUUUCCUGUAAGGGCUUCCUUGUGAUAGGAUAUAGCCUAGAAAAGUCUUCCAAAGCCCAUGUUACCCGAGCUGUACUAGAACUUUGCCUUGCCUUUUCGAAAUACCUGAGCAACUUACACAAUGGGGUGCCCUUGCUGAAGCAGCUGUGUGAUCAUGUUCUCCUUAAUCCUGCAAUAUGGAUUCAUAUCCCAGCACAGGUUCAGCUGAUCCUGUACACUUACCUGUCUACUGAGUUCAUUGGCACUGUUAACAUAUAUGGUGCAAUCCGGCGGGUUGGGACAGUUCUUUUGGUCAUGCAUACCCUGAAGUAUUAUUACUGGGUAGCGAAUCCUCAGGAUCGCAGUGGUAUAACUCCCAAGGGCAUAGACGGGCCACGGCCUACUCAAAAAGAGAUUUUAUCUCUGCGAGCAUUCCUGUUGAUGUUCAUUAAACAGCUAGUGAUGAAGGACUAUGGAAUAAAAGAAGAUGAAUUGCAGGCUAUCCUCAAUUAUCUGCUCACUAUACAUGAGGAUGACAAUCUAAUGGAUGUCUUGCAGUUGCUUGUUGCUCUGAUGUCAGAGCAUCCCAGUUCUAUGAUCCCUGCUUUUGAUCAGAGGAAUGGAUUACAGGUUGUCUACAAGCUUUUAGCAUCACAAAGUGAAGGCAUCAGGGUGCAGGCUCUAAAAGUGAUGGGAUAUUUCUUAAAGCAUCUCGCUCCAAAGAGAAAAGCUGAAGUCAUGCUUGGACAUGGAUUGUUCUCUUUGUUGGCUGAAAGGCUGAUGCUUCAGACAAGCUUAAUCACCAUGACCACAUACAAUGUCCUAUUUGAGAUUCUGACUGAACAGAUUUGCACUCAAGUGAUACAUAAACAACAUCCUGACCCAGAUUCAACAGUGAAGAUACAAAAUCCUCAGAUUUUGAAGGUUAUUGCAAUCCUGGUACGUAAUUCUCCACAGUGUCCAGAAACUCUGGAGGUUCGGCGAGCCUUUCUCUCAGAUAUGAUUAAACUUUUUAAUAACAGCAGAGAAAAUAGGAGGAGUUUGUUGCAGUGCUCCGUCUGGCAGGAGUGGAUGCUUUCCCUUUGCUGUUUUAAUCCGAAGACUUCUGAGGAACAGAAGAUAACUGAAAUGGUGUAUACCAUAUUUCGAAUUUUGCUCUACCAUGCAAUCAAAUAUGAGUGGGGUGGCUGGCGUGUUUGGGUGGAUACACUGUCGAUCACACAUUCAAAGGUAACUUUUGAAAUGCACAAAGAGAGUCUUUCUCAAAUGUACAGGGAGUACCAAGGGAAAGGAGGUGAAGGGAGUGGAAUAUGUUCUUCAACUCCAAUUAGAACAAUCUCUGGAGUUACCAAAGAAGCUGAAACCGAGGGAAAGCAACAAUGUUUGGACUUAAAAGAAGAUGCUACUGCUCCUUCCUGCAUUAUUGAUGAUAUGGAGUGCAGUACUGAAAAAAAAGAGACAAAUACCGUAUCAGAUGUUGAACAACAAACUCAUUCAGUGUCUAAGUAUAGGGAGGAGUUAGAGGGGGGAGACAGGGAGACUACAGAGGGUUUAAAAGCAGUGUCUUGUGCAGAAUUUUCUCCAGAACCAGAAGCAAUAAAGCCCAGUGUUUCAGAAAUUAGUACUGGAAUAGCUGAAGCAAUUGAAGAUUCUCUGAGCAAAGCUGACGAACUUGUGGAAGAAACAGUAGCUGUCACUACUGCUUCUUUAGCAAUGGAAACUACUUUGGAAAGAGAAACUCCUGAAAGUCCAGGAAGACUGGAAAAAUCAACAGUAGAGGUGGAAGAUGAAGAUGACUUUGUUGAUUUGAAAGAGGAAAGUAGUAUGUCUUUACCUUCAGAAGAGUUUGCAGAAACGAACAAGGAACGUAGCUGUAAUGAAAGCAAAGUGACAAAGCAGGAAAAAGCAGUAGAGAAGCAACCUGAAUCUGUGCUUUUAAAAUCCGAAGAUACUGAAGGUGUGGAUGGGAAAAAACAAGAACUGACUUCUUUACCGGAAACAGUGAGUUCUGCAGUUCAAGAAGUAGUGACUCAACCGGAUUCAGAAGGGAAAAAGAAGCUGGAGGAAGAAAAGAUUCUUUUUAGUGAAACCAAAACAGCUGAAGAAAAUGCAAAUGCACAUGUAUCAGAGCCUGCUGGAGCCUCUGACAAAAGAAUUGCCAAGCUUGAUGUUUCUAGUGUUGCAUCAGAUACAGAAAAACUGGAACUGAAAGCUAACACAUGUCUAGAAGCACCUCUUCCCCCCAGAUCCAUACCUGAGACCUCAAGGCAGCAAGAUUCUUCAGGACAAGAGCUAACUGCUACAUCAGAUGGGCAGAGAAGAGACUCUAGGUCAACUGUGUUCCGUAUUCCUGAGUUUAAGUGGUCACUGAUGCAUCAGCGCUUGCUCACAGACUUACUCUUUUCCAUAGAAACAGAUAUACAGAUGUGGAGAAGCCAUUCUACAAAAACUGUGAUGGACUUUGUGAAUAGCAGUGACAAUGUCAUAUUUGUGCACAACACAAUUCACCUCAUCUCUCAAGUGAUGGACAACAUGAUCAUGGCUUGUGGUGGUAUAUUGCCAUUGCUUUCUGCUGCCACAUCCGCUACUCAUGAAUUGGAGAAUAUUGAGCCAACUCAAGGACUUUCAGUAGAAGCAUCUUUAACAUUUCUACAGAGAUUAAUCAACCUUGUGGAUGUGCUAAUUUUUGCAAGCUCUCUUGGUUUCACUGAAAUUGAGUCUGAGAAAAAUAUGUCAUCAGGAGGAAUUCUGCGACAAUCUCUUCGUCUAG
Fulmarus glacialis (Northern fulmar) is the source of this 4306-nucleotide messenger RNA. It is a transcript of the gene LRBA, whose product is annotated as LPS-responsive vesicle trafficking, beach and anchor containing. NCBI's taxonomy places the organism in Eukaryota, Metazoa, Chordata, Aves, Procellariiformes, Procellariidae. The record is from RefSeq and is a predicted model, not a curated record. The transcript has 25 exons. Gene Ontology annotation, molecular function: protein kinase binding. Gene Ontology annotation, biological process: intracellular protein localization. Gene Ontology annotation, cellular component: membrane; cytosol. The annotation marks the transcript as partial.